CAAUACAGGGAAGAGCAAUGAUUGUGGGAACCGUGGCGGAGUUCUGAAGAUAAGGUUGAAUUGUCAUCAAACAUUUACUAUGUGUACAUAAUAUACCAGUAACAAUAUGCCUAAAACACAACUCUCCCCAUCACAGUCCCAAACAGAUUAUUUUACAAAAUGUGUUUUUUAGUAUGAAUAGAUACAUAACUAUAAUUUCCAACAAAAUAUGACCUAAGGAUAUCAUAGAAACUAAGGUUUACACAUUUCUUGACAAAAAUAGUAUACAGUAAAUUGCAUGUCCCAAAAGUUAAUUAUGCAUCUGACAGAAUUCAAUGCAAGUCUCCUCAUCAUGAACAAUAUAGACCUGUCAAGAGAUGACAAGUGAUAUUUACUAAUACAAACUUAUAUCACCUCAAUCUUCUCAAAUGUUCAUGCAACAAUUUGGUUAUACAGUAAGCCACCAUCUUGUUUGUACAGACCACUAAUCAAAGUAUACAACAUGUGCAGUUGCUGCAUUUGGCUGACAAAAAAAGUACACAUUUAUUUAAAAAAUUUACUCCCAAUGCUGAGCAGUGUUAAUUGAGUUUCAGUGAAAGGAGCAUAUAUCUAGAUGGAAAGCUUCUGUUUAGACAAUUAUCCAGAUAACAGUAACAGAGAAUGUACAAUACUGUGUACUACUAGUAUAUAUAACUUUUAGUACAAGCAGGGUUCGAGAUAUACAUACUUAACUUGCAAUUUGCACAUAAUUUUCAAGAUUUGCACGCAAAAAUAUUCUGAACUUGCAAUCUUGCAUGUUGAAAAUACCUCUCAGGAAUUAGACAUCCUACUCUAAGACAGAACGACAUAUGGACGUCUGUCCUUUUCCUUCCUUGUUUUUGCCGAUAACUUUCCCUGGUAGCUUCACAAGAUGUUAUCAAAAUUUGCCGAUUCAAGCUUGCGACCCUUGUCAAGAUCGCUGCCUAGUUGUAUUUUGCAUGUAAAUUUUUCAAAUUGCACGUAAUAUUAGCACGUAGCAAAAAAAAAAGUAAUUUGAUCCCUGAUAAGGAACUGUAGAAAGCUUGCAAAUCUGGUUCUUCCAGUGCAACAAGGACACAAUUGUUAUGAUGAUUACUUCUUUUGUUUCAUUCAGAUAACAUCAAUGAUGAUCAAGGUAAACAAUGCCUCUUGAAACCUGAACAGACAAGUGGGUUGAUAUUCUUCACUUCUAACAAGCUGACCAAGAGUUCAGGGAUGACAUACUGCUGGGGCAUUUUGAAGAAAGGUUGCCAUGGACAUGUCAGUUUACUAAACCAUUUUAUGGCAAUGAAUAUCUUGUGUUCACCCAGCCAUUAACAGUAGGAUUACUCCUGACUAAUCCUUCGUGCAGGCACACAUGACAUAUACGCCAUGACAUCAUAACGGCGCCUGCAAACCUGCAGCAAACAGGAUCUGUCCUCAUCAUCACAUCAUUUAUAGGAUUUCUGGCUAUAUGUUGUAUAUUUCAUGCAGCAUUUGAAUUAUGAUGAUCAUCUUCUACGCAGCUCGACAGCCCCUACAUACAGAGAACUGGAAAUAACAGCCAACAUCAAGGAGGGCAUCUAGAGCAACUGGGUGCUGCUGUAUGGGCACCCACACACUGGUGCUCAGCAAAGGAGAAAGCAACUGUUGACAGGAAAGAGGCAGAAAAACAACACGAGAGACCAAUUCUCCAUGCAUCAAUAAUGUGUGUUGACAUGAUGAUAUGGAAUCAUCACGAGAGCAGCAGCGGGGAAGCAGUGCUUAGCUGAAAUUACAGCUUUACACUGUGAGCCACCAUCACAGGAGGUAUGGCAUCUGCUGUGGUCUCCAACACGUCAACAGCCAAUGGCACAGUUACAGUCCCUCCAGACACCAUGCCUGCUGUACUUGGGCCAGUGGGAACUACUGUUGCCAUCCUUUUUCUACUCUUUGGAGUUUUUGGAAAUGUAGUGACGAUCAUAGUCUCCUGGAAGCUGAACAAGCAAAAAAAGCAGUGGACUCAUGCGCUUGUCAUCAGUGUGGCUGUUGUAGAUUUAGCAUUCAGCUUAUUUCAGAUGCCACUGAACAUUGAUACAUAUAUCCACCUUGGAUGGAACACUUCAACUGUGCUAUGUCGGAUCCAUGCUUAUGUUCCAAGCAUUGCUAUUACAAUACAGGCGACUCAUACUGCAUACAUAAUCUUCCUCAAGCACCUGAUUGUAGUUCACAACAUUAAGAACAUCCCAGAAGGGAAGACGAACUACUUAGUGAUUGUACUCCUUUGGGCACUGCCAGCCCUCUUUGUCCUCUUUGGUGUCUUCUGCCUUGAGCAGAACAACAUUGUGUAUGUCCCAAAGAUGCUUAGAUGCACUGUUAAGCUCUGCCGGCAUUCAAAAAUAGGCAUGGGGGCUCUGGUCAUGUUGUUAGUUACCAUCACUUACAGCCAAGGCCGAAUUUACUGGUAUGUAAAAAAGAGUCACAACAGUAUACAGGAUUGUAACGUGGCGCCAACUGUCAACAAUAUCAACAGGAUCCAUCGACAGAAAGAGGCCACGCUUGCUAAAACAUUUACUAUCACAUUUCUGGCUGUCUUGACAGCAUACACACCAAUGACCAUCCUCAAGGCUGUGGACACAGAAAUGGAACAACCACCAGCGCUGUAUUUCUUCUGUACAGCAAUGUUUUGGACAGCAGCAUUUGUAAACCCAACAGUGUAUUUUUUAACGAAUAAAAAGUUCAGAGGAACUUGCCUGUCGCUGUUUGUGCCACAACAGCAACAGAGCCAACCAACCAACCAACAUUUUCAUCUAUUGGAGAAAAAGAGACAACCAAUGGAGGCACAGGGGCAACCAAUGGAAGGGCAAGGGCAGCCAAUGGCAGCACAGAGGCCACCAAUGCUAUUAAUGGCAGCACAGGGGCAACCAAUGGAAGGGCAAGGGCAGCCAAUGGUGGCACAGGGGCAACCAAUGGAAGGGCAAGGGCAGCCAAUGGCAGCACAGAGGCAACCAAUGGAAGGGCAAGGGCAGCCAAUGGAGGCAAGGGGGAAGCCAAUGGAGGCACAGGGGCAACCAAUGGAGGCACAGAAAAAUUAAGCCAAUGAGACAGAGACCCAAUGGAGACCCAGAGGAAACAUAUUAAGAAUAAUAGACAAAAACAAGUUAAAGUUGAUUAAUUUUGCAAUUAGCCCUAUGACAUGAAUUUGCAAUAAAAUAUUUCAAUUAAUUUUAUAAAUAAUUCCCAUGUUUUCUACAUUUCUACAAUGUACUUAUGGCAAAUAUGUGAUACUAUAUAUUAAACAUAGAUUCAACUUGUCAU
Branchiostoma floridae (Florida lancelet) is the source of this 3273-nucleotide messenger RNA. RefSeq names its product trace amine-associated receptor 1-like. Lineage: Eukaryota; Metazoa; Chordata; Leptocardii; Amphioxiformes; Branchiostomatidae. Gene Ontology annotation, biological process: G protein-coupled receptor signaling pathway. Gene Ontology annotation, molecular function: G protein-coupled receptor activity. The record is from RefSeq and is a predicted model, not a curated record. Bases 1788 to 3050 code for a protein of 420 amino acids. The transcript is spliced from 2 exons. Gene Ontology annotation, cellular component: membrane.